AUGAGAAUGCAUUCCUGUAUUUCAAGGAUUACAUUUGUUGCAUUUGUAUACUUCAACCAGUACACUGCAUUGAAGGACAUAGAUGACUGUUACAAAGUUAAAUACCUUGAAGUGAGGUAUGACUUUGAGUUCACUUCUGCCUGUAUAGAAAUUGGAAUAUUUUGGCAACAUAAUAAUUUUGAAGAAUGCCUCAUGUCAGCAUGUAUAACUAAUACUAGCAAUGUGGUACUCUAUAACCUUUAUAAGCAUUCUUGCACUAUGUACAAAUGUGAGUCCAAUGAAGCAGGAACCGACUGGGAUUAUAGAUGGCAGGAGAGUAAGAUUGAGCAUAGACAUGUCACAUCUGCCUACGCUUUACCCCAUCCUUCAACACCAAAAUGUGGAAACUCAUACUUUAUACGGAAAGCUUCCAAUACUUAUAUUUUCAAUGAGGAACAUUGUUCCAAUGUGACAAAUAUGGCAACGAAUGAUCUCCAUUCCUGUUUAACAAUUGCAUGUGCUGAGAAUGCCGAUGGUUUAGAAUACUUUGAAGAAAAUAGAACAUGCAGAAUAAUGCAUAGUUGCAAAAGGUUUUAUUACUAUGACAUGUCAACAACUAAAGUAAGAUUGUCAGCCAAAUACAGCUUGUCUAAGAUAGGACUUGAUGAAUUUCCUUUAGAAAAUAUACAGGUAACAGCUAACAUAGCGACAACAUCAACAAGUCAAUUAACUGAUACAUCAACAAAUAUUGAAUAUGAAGCUACCACACAUGAUACUAACAGUUCUGUCACUGACCAAACUGGGCCAAUCAAAUCACAAAACCUGGAUUUUAAAACACUUGCCAUGAUACUAACAACAGCAAU
Molecule: messenger RNA, 842 nt
Organism: Owenia fusiformis
Lineage: Eukaryota; Metazoa; Annelida; Polychaeta; Sabellida; Oweniidae
Source: the annotation of a GenBank genome assembly